Molecule: messenger RNA, 4964 nt
Organism: Rubroshorea leprosula
Lineage: Eukaryota; Viridiplantae; Streptophyta; Magnoliopsida; Malvales; Dipterocarpaceae
Source: the annotation of a GenBank genome assembly
AGACACGUCAGGCUCCGAUUAUCUUGCUUGGCAUGCCACGUGGGCUCCUCAUUGGAUCCUAUAAAUACCCCUCCAAGCCACGUCAAAAGGUCAUCCCGGAGAGCAGACGCGGAUUAAAGAACUUCUGGUUUGGUGCAAUUACAUUGGCGCUGUCUGUGGGAAUCCGAACUGAAAGCUUUCUAGUUGCUCUUUCAUCAUGGUUCACACUUGAUCCGUCCGAGCUGCUUCCACCUCAGGUCCCCACUAUGUUCCCUCUUGUUGAUCAUGUAGAAGGAGGAGAUGAAAACCAACCUCAUACCUCAGCUCACAAUUCAACUUCCACUGCCAACCAAGACGUAGUAGCAGCUCAGCUUGCUACCAUGCAACAACAGUUCGAUGUUUUUCAGUUGGUAUUGUCUCAACUUUUAACUAGAAACAAUCCUGGUGAUCCCCUUAUUAAUUUACUGAACCCUGCUCAACAACCCCUAGCUCCACAACAGAAUCCCCAACUAGUUCAGCAUGCUCCCGCUAUUAGUGAAUCUCAGGUAGUUGAACACCGAGGUGCUCCACCCCCACACCAUGCUACUGACUGCAUACCUCAUCCCCUGAACACCAACAUUACAUUGGAACCCUAUCCUGCUGGCUUCAAAAUACCACAACUGGAGACUUACGACGAGACAAAGGAUCCUGAUGAUCAUAUGCAUGCUUUCUACUCUUGCAUGCAAGCUCAGAACGCCUCUGACGCGUUGAUGUGCAAAAUCUUCCCCUCUACUCUCCGAGGUAAUGCCCGAACUUGGUAUUACAGUUUACCUCCAAGGUCAAUUAGCUCUUAUACAGAAAUGGCAUUUACCUUUGCCACUAAGUUUUCCAGUAGAAGGUUGAUUAGGAAAACUACUUCUGAGCUGAUGCGAGUUAAACAGAGGGAUGGAGAAUCUCUGAAAAACUAUAUGAGCAGGUUCAAUGAUGCAGUAUUGGAGGUCAGCUCCUUUGAUCAAGCUGUGGGAAUUGCAACUGUGAUCUCCGGUCUUAAACAUGACAGGUUCAAAGACAAUUUGAUCAAACAUGCUGCCACCACCUUUAGCGAGGUGAACAAUAGGUCUCUGAAAUUUAUAAUCGCUGAAGAGUAUACCCUGGCGCAGAAUCCGAUUCCUUCUAAGAACCAGAACCCAGAAUGGAGAGAUGACAAUUUGAGUCGAAAAAGGAUGAGGAUGGCGCAGAACCGAGGUCCGAUACCAACCUUCGCACCAAGAUUUGGAAGGCCGAACUCAACAUCCCCGCAACAAUCUGCAGGUAAACCUCCAGUUAAUUGGACUCCCUUUAAUCUGCCAAGGUCACAAAUUUUUAUGCAGAUCAAGAGUAAAAUGGAUUUAAGGCGUCCUGGCCCAAUGAAAACUACUGCUGCUAGCCGAGACCAUACCAGAUAUUGUGAUUUUCACCAGGAUCACGGCCAUACUACAGAGCAGUGGCCACAGCCUCAAGGAAGCCGUAACCCACCAAAUAGGCAAGGUGUGGGAUAUCAGCAAAACUCACCUCCGCUCCCACCACCAGCUAGAAUCAUACACAUGAUCACAGGAGGUUUGGAAGCAGGUGGACUGAGCUCUAAACAGCGAAAGCUGUAUGUCAGGGAAGUUAAGCAUCAGAACCGAGCUCAGAAACGGAAGUUUGACGAUGUUGAGUGGAAGAAUCAACCCAUUACUUUCACAUCUGUUGAUCUUGAUACAGUUGUUACACCCCACAAUGAUCCCCUGGUCACUUCUGUCAUGAUUAACAACUGUGAAGUACAGCGUGUCCUUGUCGACACUAGGAGUGCACCAGAUAUCAUGUAUUUCCACUGUUUCGAGAGUCUUGGGCUGGAUCCAGCAUUGUUGCAGAAAUACGAUGGUCCCAUCUAUGGUUUUAACAACCAACUUGUUCCCGUAGAAGGAGUUCUUACCAUCCAUGUGGCUUUUGGUAGUGGCCGGACCUACGUAACCCCUUUAGUCUGGUUCCUCGUCGUCAAGAUGGCGUCCUCUUUCAACAUUGUUAUUGGCCGACCCACAUUGAUAGAAAUCCGAGCUGUGGAGGUGGCCAAACAUUGUUAUAUCACCUCUGUAACACAACCAACGAAGGGCAAAGAUCAGACACCCGAGGCCAUUCCCCACCAAAUUCCUGAUAAUCAACAAGUUAUAGGUGUAGAGAUCGUAGAUAAUCGACCGGAAGAUGAAACCAGGGCUACUCUGGUCAAAGAUGUUGAAGAAGUGCUCAUUGGUGACAGAGAUCCGAGCCGAAAGACACAGAUUGGAACUAGAUUGAACUCAGAGGAAAGAGCAGAGCUAAUAGCUUUUCUCCGAGCUAACAAUGAUGUAUUCACAUGGACUUCGGCAGAUAUGCCAGGAAUUCCAAAUUCAGCUAUUAAAGAAGAGGUAGAGAAACUUCUACAAGCUGGUUUCGUCAGGAAAGUUGAUUAUUGCGAAUGGGUGGCUAACCCAGUCCUGGUGAAGAAGGCAAACGGUAAAUGGCGAAUGUGCAUUGAUUACACAAAUCUUAACCAAGCCUGCCCCAAGGAUUGCUAUCCGAUGCCGAGCAUUGACAAAUUAGUUGAAGCAACUUCAGGGAAUGAGAGGUUAAGCCUCUUGGAUGCAUAUUCUGGGUAUCACCAGGUGCCGAUGGCUCCUGAAGAUGAAGAGAAAACCUUGUUCUAUGCUGGUGAUGAAAUCUAUUGCUAUGUCAUGAUGCCGUUUGGCUUAAAGAACGCUGGUGCUACUUAUCAGAAAAUGGUAACCAUUGUCUUCCGAGCUCAGAUCGGCAAGAAUCUGGAGGUGUAUGUUGAUGACAUCGUGGUAAAGAGCCUGAAAGUAGAAAACCAUCUAGCUUACCUCGACGAAACCUUCAACAACCUCAGAAAGAACAAGAUGCGGUUAAACCCAGCCAAAUGCAUCUUCAGAGUGGAGUCGGGAGAGUUUCUAGGUUUCAUGGUGUCCCGAAGAGGGAUUGAGGUCAAUCCAGAGAAGAUUAGAGCAAUUGUCGAGAUGGAAUCGCUGAAAUCAGUAAAAGACAUACAGAGGUUGACUGGAAGGGUGGCAGCUCUUCAUCGAUUUAUAUCGAAGUCAGCGGAUAAGUGUCUGCCAUUCUUCAAAAUUAUGAGGUCAGCCGCCCAGAAGGAUGAAUCAGGAAAACAGAAGAAAUUUGAAUGGAGUCAGGAAUGCCAAACUGCAUUCGACGAACUAAAGUCUUACCUUAGCUCACCACCUCUACUGAUUAAGGCUAUAAAUGGAGAGAUUCUUUAUUUGUAUCUAGGAAUUUCAGAUGAAGCCAUUAGUUUGGUUCUGAGAUCGGCCAUCCGAGCUCAAGCAUUAGUAGAUUUUAUUGUCGAAUGCACUCCAUGUCCCUCAACCUCUAAUCCAGAGCCCAACGAUUGGACCUUAUAUGUUGACGGGGCAUCUAGUAGCAAGGGUUCAGGAGCUGGCGCUCUCUUGAUUGGUCCAGAGGGUUAUCGAAGUGAGCAUGCUUUGAAAUUCAACUUUGACGCAACAAAUAACAUGGCUGAAUAUGAAGCUCUGCUACUUGGUCUACAGCUAGCAUUGGAGUUGAAAUUUAGUGCAAUUCAAGUAUACACCUUGGUGGCCGAGCUGAAAUGCAAAUUCCAGAAAUUCUGUCUGAGUAAAAUCCCCCGAGCUGAGAACGAACAAGCAGAUUCACUAUCCAAGUUUGCCUCUGAUAGCUCUUUAAGUUCCAGAUCCAUUUUUACUGAUUCAAUCGUCUCCUUUUUGCGCAAUGGGAUAGUACCUGAGGACAGGCAAGAGGCAAUGAAAUUGAGGAAGAAAGCAUCUUGGUAUACACUCGUUGAUGAGGUCCUGUAUAAGAGAUCUUUCUCACUUCCUCUUCUACAGUGUUUAAACCCUUACGAAGCUGUGUAUGCACUUCGGGAAGUACAUGAAGGUGUCUGCGGGAGCCACGUUGGUGCUAGAACUCUAGCUCACAAAGUCUUAAGGCAGGGAUAUUACUGGCCAAACAUGUAUAAAGAUGCCACUCACUUUGUUCAAAAAUGCCUAAAAUGCCCAUUCGUGAAAGGAGUUGGUGGUGUGACCCAUCUGGUUGUUGGUGUGGAUUAUUUCACAAAAUGGGUUGAAGCUCGGCCAUUAUCUAGUCUUACCUCCAAAAAGGUCGUAGACUUUGUUUUCAGCUCAAUCAUCUACAGAUAUGAGAUCCUGAAUCAGAUUGUGGCUGAUAAUGGAACUCAAUUCAAUUGUUCCUCGUUCCGAGAUUUCUGUUCCAGUUAUGGGAUCAAGUUACAGUUCACCUCUAUUUAUCAUCCAGAGUCCAAUGGCAUUGUUGAAUCUGUUAACAAAUGCAUUUUAGAAGGUAUAAAACCGAGAUUGGAACAGCAUAAGGCCAAAUGGGCAGACGAGCUCAACAACGUCCUUUGGGCAUACAGAACCAUGAGCCGAACUGCCACAGGUGAAACACCCUAUCAUCUCGCAUUCAGUACCGAAGCAGUCAUUCCUAUUGAAAUAGGAGUCCCAAGCUUCCAGGUCACCCAUUUCGAUGAAGGACGAAAUGGACAACUGCUUCGGGAAAACCUUGAUCUGCUUGCUGAAGUCAGAGAAGAAGCUCCGCUUUGGACUCUUGUAUAUAAGCAGAAACUAGCCAACUUCUAUAAUAAACGAGUUCGCCCUCGAACAUUCACAGUAGGAGACCUUGUUCUCAGAAAAGCUGGCCUAACAGGUUUUGAAACUCGUUUUGGCAAACUCGCCCCAAAUUGGGAAGGCACUUAUACCGUGGCCGAGGUGCCACAUCCUGGUGCCUAUGUCCUCCAAGACGCUGAAGGAAAAAGAGUUCCUAGAGUCUGGAAUGUCAAUAACUUGAAUAAAUUUUACCCCAAAUGAAAUUCUUUCAAGUGAUCUAUGUCUUAUUGUUCUUUAUGCUUCUCACUUCGUGUUUGUUGAGGUCAAUCAAUUCAUUUAUUCUUUGAACCUCACUUCUAUUAAUAAAUUUCAUUUCACAUA